AUGAGAGAUGACGAUGUGGAUGAGUUUAUUGCAUUGACCAAAUCUUCAAGAGAGACCGCCCGCCAAUUCCUUUCGAACAACAACGGAGAAUUGAGCUACGCUCUGAAUGCCUUUUAUGACAAUUUCGAAAAUGGAUUUGUGGAGGACAUCAGGAUUGUAUCGCAGCAAUUGGUAGAGCUUUUCGAGAAGUACAACGAUGACGACAAGAGCGACGCGAAGAUGAACACGGACGGACUGGUCCGUUUUGUAGAAGAUUUAGGAUUCGAGCUCGAAGACCCUGCAACACUGUGUCUGGCACACGAUUUGAAUUGCAAAAGUCUGCAAGACCCGAUCACGAAGGAUCAAUUCGUCGGAGGAUGGCACUCGGCCUUCUGCGACACUUUUGAGGAUAUCAAGAACACGCUUGUCGAACAAAGGGGCAGGCUACAAAGAAGUCCAGAGUAUCUAGAGACCAUCUACAAUUAUACUUAUGGUCUGAUUCUCGAGCCCGACCAGAAAGCUCUUCAGUUGCAAUCUGCUGUGGAAUACUGGAACCUGUUUUUCGAUAGUUCAACAGAUGUAAAACUCGCAGUGCAGCCAUCGGCGACUCUAUUGGAGCUCUGGCAAGUGUUUUUAAGCUCCCAAGGCUACGUGAAGAUCAGUCGUGACGUAUGGCAAAUGUUUUUCAAGUUUAUAAAGAAAUAUUCUACCGUAGAGGCUAUCAAAAGCGAAUACAACGAGCUGGACGCUUGGCCUCUACUUAUAGAUGAGUUCUACGAGGAUCUUGAAGAACAGGGACUCGUAUAG
Molecule: messenger RNA, 786 nt
Organism: Lachancea lanzarotensis
Lineage: Eukaryota; Fungi; Ascomycota; Saccharomycetes; Saccharomycetales; Saccharomycetaceae
Gene: DCN1
Product: LALA0S07e04962g1_1
Exons: 2
Coding region: 1-786 (261 amino acids)
Biological process (GO): positive regulation of ubiquitin-protein transferase activity; protein neddylation
Cellular component (GO): ubiquitin ligase complex
Molecular function (GO): cullin family protein binding; ubiquitin-like protein binding; ubiquitin conjugating enzyme binding
Source: RefSeq, a predicted model, not a curated record